AGCCCCAUUCCUAGGAAUUGAUAUUUAAUUGGUCCAGGGAUGUGCCACAGCAUUGUUAUAUUUUAGAAGCUCCUAGGAGAUUCUAAUGUUCAGCUAGAGUUGACAGCCACUGCUUACAGGGAUAGGAAGGAAUCAACUGUUGACUCUGAGUAAUGGGGAGAGUAUCCUGAUGGCACAGUCAGGGAUGGAAGGGUGUGUCGGGGGUGGGGUGGGGCGGUGACGCUCAGUACAGUUCAGCUGUUGCUUUCAGGGGAUCUGAAGUGAGGGUGGGUCUUCCAAGCUUCCACAUGGACACCUGCAAAGCUAAGCAGGAAACUCCAGGUUUGGGGAGUUGUAAACAGGGCUUACUACGAGUUGAGCACUCUUUAAAAAGAAGCACUUCGUAGAGUUUGCUUCAGCUCAGGCUCCUUUUCCUACUCCGAGGGCAAGAUGACAGAGGAUGAAGGCUCACAGGACACCUUGAGGCUCCAGUUUAGAGCCAUGCAAGAGAUGCAGCACAAAAGGUUACAGAAGCAGAUGGAGAAACGGAAGGAAAAAGAACUGAGCCUCCAAAGCAGAGGUGAUGACCAAAGAGAGCCCCUGGAGAUGUCUGAUGGCCUCAGCGUCCUCCAAGCUGGGGAGCAGAACUCGAAAACCAGCUUUGAGCAGAGGGUGCUUGAAGAUGAGAUCGAACAGCUUCGGGAUCAACUCCGGGAAACAGUGGAUGAGAACGGGCGAUUAUAUAAGUUGCUGAAGGAGAGGGACUUUGAAAUCAAACAUCUCAAGAAGAAAAUAGAAGAAGACAGAUUUGCCUUUACAGGGACAGCUGGUGUGGCUGGGGAUGUGAUUGCCACCAAAAUCGUCGAGCUGUCCAAAAAGAACCGGGUGCUGAUGGCAGAGUCCGAGGGUGCGAAGACCAGGGUGCGGCAGCUGAGCAACCGCAUCCAGGAACUGGAGCAGGAGCUGCAGAUGACGCAGGCCAGGCUGCCAGCCAAGGGACCCACUGACGCAGGAGCCAAGCCACCGAGGACCCAGAUGGGAGACAAAGUCUUGCCGGAGAACCCAGAGGUGAAAGUCUUGCAGGACAGGCUGGCGGCCACAAACUUGAAGAUGAGUGACCUCCGCAACCAGAUCCAGGCUGUGAAGCAGGAGCUCCGGAUGGCCCAGAAGGUUUUGACUAGUGAGGUUGGGGAAGAUGUGAACAUCCAGCAGCUCCUGUCCUCGCCUGGGACCUGGAGGGGUCGGGCUCAACAGAUCCUCGUCCUGCAGAGCAAGGUUCGAGAGCUUGAGAAACAGCUGGGACAGACCCGGAGCCAGUCUGAAGAAACAGCCAGUGAGCUGUCUGUCUAUCCUGACCCAAGGAAGCUGUCGGCCCAAGAGAAAAAUCUGCUGCGGAUCCGCAACCUGGAGAGGGAAAAACAGGAAGGCUGGGAGAAACUUGCGGCGGAGCGGGAUGCCCUCCAGAGAGAGCUCGAAGAGCUGAAAAAGAAGUUUGAGGGCAUGAGGUCCCGGAACAAGGUGCUGUCGAGUGAAGUGAAGACCCUCAGGAGUCAGAUGGGGACCCUUGUGGAGAAGGGCCGGCAUGAUGAUGAGCUCAUCGACGCUCUCAUGGACCAGCUGAAGCAGCUCCAGGAGAUUCUGAGCAGCCUGAGUCUGCAGGAGGAGAAGACGCGAGUGUCCCAGCACCGCCUAGACCAGCAGCUCAACAGCGAGGCUCAGCGGAGCAGCAGCCUGGUGGCCCAACUGCGGGCCAUGGUGGCUGAGCGGGAGGCCAAGGUGCGGCAGCUGGAGCUGGAGAUCGGGCAGCUCAGUCUGCAGUAUCUUCGGAAUAAAGGAGUAGAGGAGGGCUCCAGUGGACCCGAGGUCAGCCGGGCCUCGGCCAAGCUCCCCGAUGACCCUGGCCUGACCAAGCCCCCAGCCUCCGCAGGCAAUCAUGCUGGCAGGCUUGGAUCCUCCCGCUCCGUGACCAGCCUGGGCCACACACUGGUGGAAUCUUCUCUCACAUGGCCUUCCCUGCCCAGUCCUCAUGGGGCCUCACCCAGGUUCUUGGACUCCCCUGAACAAAAAGGCUGGCAGACACAGGUGACGGAGUUCAAGGCCCUCUGGCAGGCUGCCGAGGUGGAGCGCGACCGGCUCACCGAGUUUGUCACCGUCCUGCAAAAACGGGUGGAGGAGAGGAACAGCAAGCUUCUGGAGUCAGAGAGGAGGCUGCAGGAGGAGCGGCACCGCGCCGUGGUGCUGGAGCAGCACCUGGAGAAGAUGCGCCUAGAGCCGGGCAGGAUGUCAGCCUCUCAGAGAGCAGCCCCCAGGAGCAAAACAGGUCUGCCUGCCUCAAACACCAGGCACCACCCAAGCGAAAGUGAGAGGAAGGACCCAUCUUCCACCCAGCUCUCCAGUGUGCCCAUGGAAUCCCAGAUGGAGGAGCUGACCACCAGGCUGGCCAUCCAGGUGGAGGAGAAUGAAAUGCUGAAGGCGGCCCUAGGCAAUGCCCUGCAGGGAAAGGAGGAGGACUUCCGAAUGUACCAUGAGACCCUGGACCAGGUGAAAGGGGUUUUCCUGCAGGCCCUGCGGCAGCAGAAAGCAGACAAGCACUAGGAUGGCAGCCCAGUGUCAGCCUGGCUGGACAGGGCAGCCUUAGGCCUUGAGAGGACGAGGCUCUAUCUGAGGACUCCAUCUGCUCCUGGAAGCCAACCUGAAACAGCCAUCUGGGCCCCUUCUGCCAGAAGAGGUGCUUCAAAGGUGACCAGAGCCAAUAUCCCAUGGCAGGAGGGCAAUAUCCCUGGGCAUGCUUAGCCACAGCAGGGAAGGAGACUGACACCCUGUCAGCAUCUGCAAGAGCUCUGGGAUGAGAAGCCAGCUGUGGAUGGACAGAUGCAGUCCCUUGGGCAGGUGCUCACUGCCCCUGUCCCCUGCAGGGGACCCUGCAGGCCCACAGAGGUCCACAUGUGCAGGAGGAUGCAGAGGGCUCUGGGCUGGGAGCAUCCCCCAGCCACCCAGCCGCACUCCAUCUCCCUCACCAGAGCAUCCUCAUAGCCCAAUGCCAAUCCUAAGCCAGGGCUCCAUCUGUGGGCAUCCCUCCCUCUGCAGAUUUGGGCGCCACUAUGCUCCUAGUCAUCUUGUCGACCCACACCUUAGGGUUCUUCCUUAGAUUCAGACCCUCAGGUUUGUAAUAAUAAUGAUUAUUUUCAUGAUCAUUGCAGAUCCCAGUGAGUGGGCAUCUACUGUGUAAACCUGACCCCCAUCAAGAUCUCCAAUAACCCAGGGGGUUGUCACUCUAUUUUACAGAUGGAGAAACUGAGGCUCAUGGAAAGACACAGAGCUAAUAUUUAACUCUGGUCUGCAUGCCUCCAGCAGCCAGGGCCUCCAAAAUCCGGGGCCUCUAAAAGCCUGGGCCUCCUUGAGCUGAUUACCCCGGGUGGGCAUGCUACCCACUGCUGGGCAGCUCUGCCCCCCCACCAGCUGCUCCAAGAGGCACCUCUUUUUGCUUCCCAAAGGCUGCAGCUGGUAGGCACUGGCGGCAGAGGGCAGAGGCGAGGCCAGCAGGAGGAUUUUGAGGCAAUGGGUCCAGGCAAAGGAAGAGUGUACCUCCCUCCCCACGGCACAGGGCUGAGCUGGGAGCGCUGCUGCAGGAGAGCUCCAGGCCCCUCCGUGACUGCCACUGGGUCACCCCCUCCACUGCAGUUACUGUCAUGGGGAGGGGUGGCUCCAUGGAGGGCAGCCACAUCUCUGCUCUCAUGGGCCCACACAAAGACACAGACACACACAAGUCCCUGGACUCGGGAGUAUGAAUCAUAUGUAUACACAUGUGCCAACAGAUGGUGCUGACUCCACACUCAUAGGUCCUGCCUGGCCAUUUCCCUUCAAGUGGCAUCAGAGAAAAACUUCCUUCCCAGGAAACCUCAGGGGCCCUUCAUCCUGACUGCCUUCACUACACUUGCUGAGGUCUCUAGACCUGUCACCCCAUGCAGGGUUGAGGCUCCGAGCAGGGGGGCCAGCAUGGACUCCCUCCUCAGCCCCAUCCUUGAAGAAGGGCUCCAAAAGACAGGGUCCAGGAAGCUGCAGAUGGCCUUCCCUGAGGAGGGGGUUUUCACAGUAUGUACGCCGCCUAUGUGAGUCACUGCCCAAGUGACACAAGUGACUGGUCUUCUCUAGCAGGAAUGUACAUCUACCUCUACACACACACACGUGGAGGGGCUAGCUUAAAGGUCUGCUCCACUCCCCCAGCAGAAUCCCUCUUCAGGACUCCCUGAAUUAAAAGGUGCCAAGUGCUGGCACAGUGGCUGGCACACAGUAAGCACUCAAUAAAUGUCAGCCCUCAGUAUCUCCUCUAUUAGUUCCACAAAUACUUGUCGAGCGGCUCCUCUGCCCCAGGUAAGGGGGCGCCGGGUAAGGCAGACUCGGCCCCUGAGAUCCUGGAAGCCCCAGACCAGCUGGGGAGACAGAUUCCCAGGCCACCAUGUACCCAGCCAGCUGGCCGUCAAGUAGUCACCGAAGGCCAAGAGCAUGCCAGCCUCUCCAGGCCUGUUAGGGGCCCAGAGGUGAAACUGACUUGUUGCUGCCGCCUUUAGAGAGCUGCUGGUCUGCUCAAAGAGGCGUGGGAAACGGAGGGCCCUGAUGGAGCAGGAAGAGGUGGGGCGGGGUGGGGGGAGGCAGAGACAGAAAACUGCACCUCAGAGCCUCCCACCUUCCCUCUGGCUUCCAGGCUCACUGCCCAGGUCUGAGUGGGACAGGGGCCAUCCUGCUCUCCCUGAGGUAUGGAUGGGAGAGGGUGGAAGGGGAAGGCCCAGGAGAAGAAAGUGUUGUCAAAAGGGACAAGGACGGGGUGAGUGCCCUGUCCAGGUGAGUGCCCUGAGCAGCAGUGCCUGUCCCUGAGGAGGACCUCCCCAGCCCAGGCAGGUGGGCAGCCGGUGGGCUGGACUUUUCUCUCACAGAUGGGAACACUGAGGUCCCUGCCCAGAGCCACACGGUGGUGGGAAUAGGAGACAGGUGCCCGGAGAGUGCAACAAACAAAGAGGCCGAGGAUGGAGAGGCCUCACGUGAGGGCUGUCCCUGGCCGCACCUUGGGCUGUGGGCCUGGGUGCUCAGGUUCCAACACUGACAGGUGACACCUGGUUGGGCCAUGGGUGUGGCUUGGCCACUGUCCCUGUGGGGGCCUCUGGGGCACCAGAGCUGAGCUGAAUAAGGUUGCAGUCUGGCUCAGGCUGAUUCAAGCCCCAAACACAUUCCACUGCCCCUGGCCCUCCAGAGGACUCCUCCGGGCCCCCAUACCCCUCCCUCCAGCGAGACCACAUCCACCAUACAAGGAAGCAUCUGCCCACCCACUCCAUCUUCACAGGCACUGCCUGAACAUAUACCCUAUCUCCUACAGUCCCUGAGCCUUACACACACACACACACACAUACACAUGCCAUAAACAUACCACACACACAUACUUUCCCCAAAUUUUUACUAUGAGCAGCAACCAGAAACAAAUAAAAAGGACUCUGACACUUGAGAGAAUUGGCCCCCUGCCCAUCUUUCCCACUGGCCCUUGCUGAUCUUAAGUCAGUCACUUCCUGCCCCUCAUUUUGUGGGUGCCAGGUGCCCUCCCCUUGGCACCCCUCAUGCAGGGAGGAGCUGGCCUCAGGCUGUCUAACCCGAGGUCCAAGAGGCCUCCCUAGCCCUCCACCCACCUGCUGUCCACCCCAUCCAAGCUCCCGACAGACUCCACUGUGCAGGGCUCGCCUGGUGGACCUCCUGCUGUGUGUGAGUGCUGCCUGUCCAGGCCUCUGGAAUGAGCGAGGGGUCACCACCUCUCUUAACAGCUUCUCUCUAUGAGCAGUCCAGUGAGCCAGGCCCUGGCCAUGGAGGAAGUUGUCGAAUCACCCCCAAGAACCCAGUGAGGUCAGGGCCGGCAGGGUGCCCAUUUACAGAUGCCCAUCUGAGGCUCAGAGAAGUGGAUCGCCAGCAAGGCGGAGCUCAGGCUCAAGUCGGGCCAGCUGCACCUGGGUUCUUAAUGGUGAAGCCAGACCACCCCAUCUGUUCCCCAGAGUCGUUCUCUUUGAGCCUUACAAGGGCACCAGCUGGAUGGCUGGCCCAGGCUGGUCUCAGCCAGCACGGGUGUGGGUGUGCCGGGUUCCUGCCCCUGCAGGGCAACCAGUUCCAGAAGCUUAUGCAGUUGGCCCAACAGCUGAUUCUAACCUCCUUGUAUGUCAGUUUCCUUUUCUGUCAACUAGGAAAAAUGGUAACCACCCCUUCCCGAGGGAUUGUGGUGACAUUAAAAAGAGUUAAUCCAUGUACGGUCUUACAACCAUGCCUGGCUACCGUGAUUAACUUGUUU
Molecule: messenger RNA, 6298 nt
Organism: Cervus elaphus (red deer)
Lineage: Eukaryota; Metazoa; Chordata; Mammalia; Artiodactyla; Cervidae
Gene: CCDC13
Product: coiled-coil domain containing 13
Exons: 15
Coding region: 430-2574 (714 amino acids)
Biological process (GO): non-motile cilium assembly; cytoplasmic microtubule organization
Cellular component (GO): centriolar satellite
Source: RefSeq, a predicted model, not a curated record